AUGCCGCUCUACCUCGCGUACUGUCCCGACAAGGAGGGCAACUUUGCGGGCCGGAUGAAGGAGCGCCAGGCGCAUGUGUCUGCCAGUGCGGCAGGAAAGAAGGCGGGCACGACGCUCUUCGGCCGCGCCUUCGUCGACGACGCGCACUCGCACCACGCGACCGAGCGCCAAAAGACCCCAGAGGACCAGCACGACGGCAUGGCGGGCAGCGUCAUGAUCUACCGGUAUCCCACGAUCGAGGCGUGCUGGGCGCGUAUCAGGGGGGACGCGUACUGGGUCGAGGGGGUGUGGGAUCGCGAGCGGGUCGUCGUGCGGGAGAUUAUCGGGGCCGAGGGGGACGAUGCGCUGCGGCUCGUCAUGGAGAAGUAG
Molecule: messenger RNA, 369 nt
Organism: Vanrija pseudolonga
Lineage: Eukaryota; Fungi; Basidiomycota; Tremellomycetes; Trichosporonales; Trichosporonaceae
Exons: 2
Coding region: 1-369 (122 amino acids)
Source: RefSeq, a predicted model, not a curated record